GCGCCGGUGCGCACUGUGCUGACGAGCCGUCCCCGGUGGAAACAGCUGGUGGUUUCUGUCACUUCUCUCCGGGCUGCGAGCUGCGUUAGCCGGGGGAAAACCAAAACUCAAGUUCCGCACGGGAAACCGAAACCCGAGCGACGGACGAAAGCCUCGCCUCGAGUCCGCGCCGCCGCUCCGCCCCACACCGGCAGCUGUCAUCCCGGGAACACUUGUUAAUCACUAGCUUGAUCGCAGCGGUGACGCCCGGACGCGGCUAACGGCGGCUAACAGCAGCUAGCUAACUUUUACCUGAACUCAAACAAGCUGUCCGCCGCGGGGCUUCCCUCGCGGCUUAAUCAGGAGAUAAAAGUGGUUUAUUUAUUUAAUUUAUUUCUCUCUCCGUGUCACCAUGACUCAUGUUCAUUACAAGUUCUCCUCCAAACUCAGCUACGACACGGCGGUGUUCGACGGGCCGCACAUCACGCUCCGGGACCUGAAGAAGCAGAUCAUGGCCCGGGAGCGGCUGAGGUCCGGGGACUGCGACCUGCAGAUCACCAACGCUCAGAGCAAGGAAGAGUACACCGACGAUGAGGGUCUCAUCCCCAAAGGCUGCUCCGUCAUUGUGAGGAGGAUCCCCAUCAUCGGAGGAAAGUCCGGCUCAAGCAACAAGACCCACCACAAAGACCGUUCAGUCACCCAGCUUCAACACGCCUAUGAAGUCGUCAAAGCAAUGGACGCCCAGGCUUCCUCCAGUACCUUGCACUUUUUCUCCAAGAUGACAAACCUGGCUGACGCCGAUGUGUCAGAGGAGGAUAAGAUCAAAGUUUUGCAAAAUCAGUCCGCCUACGAUACCGUGAACUACAGCAAGAAGUUUGGUACAGUUCUUCCUGCAAACUACACUUGUUAUCGCUGUGGAAACACUGGUCACCACAUCAGGAACUGUCCCACCAGCGGGCAAGAUAAAAAUUUUGAGGCCCCACUGAGAAUAAAGAAGAGCUCCGGCAUCCCCCGAUCCUUCAUGGUCGAGGUGGACGACCCCAGCGUCAAAGGAGCCAUGCUGACCAACUGUGGACGUUACGCCGUUGCUGCCAUAGACGCGGAGGCGUACGCCAUUGGCAAGAAGGAGAAGCCUCCAUUUUUUCAAACGGACAAACCAAAGUCAGAAGUCGAGGAGGAUCCGAUACCUGAUGAACUCCUCUGUCUGAUCUGUCAUGACCUGCUGAGCGACGCCGUGGUUAUACCCUGCUGUGGAAACAGCUACUGUGACGACUGUAUUCGCACCACGCUGCUGGAUUCAGAGGAACACGUCUGCCCCACUUGUAGCCAAUCAGACGUCUCCCCUGAUACCCUGAUCGCCAAUAAAUUUCUCCGACAGGCUGUUAACACUUUCAAGAAAGAGCGAGGCCAGAGUAAAACUCUUUCAGUAAAAUGUGACACCUCCCAGUCCCAAAAUCCAUCCCCAACACCGAGCCCUGUCCGCACACCACCCCGUCCCCCUGUGCAGAGCCUGCCUCAGCUGCCUCAGGAGCCGACGUGCAGCCAGCAGGACUCUCCCCUGCACUGCCCAGAGGUUGAAGACACACCGCCACUUUCUGGAAAUCCUCCUGCUGCAACAGGCCCCACGUCUCCUUGCAACAAGCUUAGCACUUCCCUCCAGACUGAGCAAAGCUGCUUGGAGACACCUGACAGGGAGGCUGAAGGAGAGACACAGGAUGACUCAGCUGCUGCUGCCGCCACUACCACUCCUCCUUCUGUGCUGCUGUCAGACAAAGAUCCCGCUGCUGCUCCUUCACAGCUGACGCCAUUGGUUGAACACACAACUGUGGCAGAGCCGCCUCCCACGGUCACUGUGGAACUACAGCAGUCCCCCUUAGGUCCAGUGCCAAGACACCCACCGCCCUCAUCCUGCUGGAGCGGAGCCUUUCCCCCGUCAGGUUGUCCCCCUGGAGGCUGGUCUGAAUCCCAGCAGCUUAUGCCCUCCCCCUGCUCUGCAUACACAGCGCCUCCCCCACCUCUCUUUCCCUCCCCCCUUUUUCACACGUACCUCUCAGCUCACCAGUCUCACACCAGUUACCCUCCUGGGUACCCUCCACCUGCCACGCCCAUCUGGACACUCCCGUGCCCCCAGGGUGCCCCGCUCCCUUCCCUCUGCUCCUCUACCUCCACCAUCCCUGCCCUCGUCCCCAAGGAGUGGUACAGGCAUCAGAGAGAGACGAAGGAAAGGUAUACAGAACAAUCAACCAACAACACACUCGUAUCCACUAAAGGGUCUCCUCACAGAGGACCUACCCACAGACACUCCUCCUCUCGCUCUCAGUCAAAGUCGUCUAAGUCCAAAUCUUCUCGCUCCUACUCUUCAAGCAAGUCCAGAUCCCGCUCACGAUCCAGAUCCCAAGGCAGAUCAAGACCUCGCUCACCUUACUCCCGUCACAGAGAUCUCCAGACCCGCUCUACUCCCUCGUACAGCUACGGUUACAGACGCUCCCCUACACCGUCCUCGUCAUCUUCCCCUCAUGUUGGUCACCAUUCCAGGUCCAAGUCACCGUCGGAUCACCGGAAAAACCGCCACCACAGCCGCCACCACACCAAGAAGUCUGCUUCGAGCAGCUACGGCUCCGCUCCGCGAGGAGAACGCUCAGGGAGGGAAGAUGGAGGCUUUGGGGCGAGUUUGACCAGUUCCCCCUACGCUCAUCAUUCAAAUCAAAGGAGCGGCCUGGAGCUGGAAACAGAACGCUACCUACAGUGGAAGAAAGAGUACAAAGAGUGGUGCGAGAAAUAUUUCAACAGCUACGUCGGCCCCUUCCACCAGCUGCCUCUUCCCUUCAUCAAUCUUCCUCCUCCUCCUCAGUGGGAAGGAAGCAAAUUUCCCUCACAUGCCAACUUGGACUCUCGCUUCAGACACGCUGCCAGGACGCACGGCCGCUCCCCUCCAUCGCAGUCAUCCAGUGACAGCCGCUCUCCUCCGUCUCAUUCUUCAAGUGACAGUCGCUCCACUGCAUCUCAGUCAUCCAGUGACAGUCGCUCCCCUCCGUCUCAUACAUCCAACAGCCGCUCCCCUCCCUCUCAGUCGUCCAGCGAUAGUCGCUCCACGCCGUCCGAGGACGGGGCCGUGCUGAAGGCAUGUCAACAGCAGAAGGUUGACCACCUGCCGAUCACUUUUACAAAGGGCAGUAAGGAGGUGGAACUGCAAGAAACAAGUAAGGAUGACAAGAAGGUGAUCAUUAGAGAUGUGGAGGACCUCAGCCCCAUAAAGUAUAAGCAAAGGAAGACACAAAAACACGGCGAAGGAAGAGGAGAGGAGUCGUCAUCCCCUGCAGCUGCAGAUUCAACAGACAACAACAGAAAGGAUGAGAGGGGUCACGACCCUGCUUGCAAAGAUGGCACCUUGGUAAGGGAUGAAGCAACCUUUCAAUCCACUUUGAAACCAGAUAAACCUUUGGAUAAAGAUUGUGUUAGAAGCAGAGAAAAAGGGGAUUUAGAAGAAAAGAAAGGGCGGAGAAGAGGCAAAGAUUCAGACUCAAGGCAAGAUGCAGAGAGACGGCACAGAAUGAAGUCCAGUAGAGGGGCAGAUAGGGCGGAUUCAGACAGAUACAGACACACCAGAGACAGAAAAGCUCCUGACUUAAGCUCAGAGAAGAACAGAAAAAGAAAAGGAGAGACACCAGAGAAAAAAGAAACCUGCAAAGAUGAAUCCCCCGAUCUGAUUGAAAAAAAGAAGCAAAAUAUUGAGCAGAAAAAAGAGAGUAAGCCGUGGCCUCUUAAAGAGAAAGACAUCUGGGAGGGAAGAAUAACAGUGAAGCCACAGAAGAAAAUAAGCAUCAACAUCAACUUGGAUGUGAAAAAGAAAGAGGAGAAAACUGAAAACCAGGAGAGCAUCAUAGGAAAAUCAGAGGAUGAAAUGGAGAAGAUGGGUGAUGGAGAGGAGAAGUUAAACAGAGGAGACACUGAAGUGGAAGUUAAUGAAAAGAAGAAGUCAAGCAGAGAAAAGGAAGAGAAAAUCAAACCAGAUGACGGAGAGCCGAGGCAGUUGUCGGAGAAAGCAGCCAUCAGAAAUGACAAGAGAGGGAUGUGGGUUACCAUCGCAGCAGAGGAAGAAAAUGUUGGAGAAAAGAAAGAUGAGGACUUUGACUCAUGGCAUUGUGCCCCCAGAGGAGCCGAGGAGGAGGAGGGUAAAAAUCAGAUGGAGGAAGGAGAUGAGAGGAGGAGCAUGACUGAAAAAGACGAGAAAGAAGAGAGAGUGAGGUUUGUCCAAAUCUCUCAGAAAGAGAGGACAGAGGGAGAAAGCACAUGCGAGGAAAUCAGAGGAAACCUGCCUGAGGCGCUGAUGGAGGGAGUGAGGGUGAGGAAAGAAGAAGGAGACGAGAUGAAGGUCACGCCACAGAGGAGCAGCAACGAGAGCCACCACGAAGGACCCAACUCCAUCAUGAUGGAUGACAACAGCAGUUGUGAGGAUUCUCAGGAGAAGUGGACAGUGGUUAAAGCUCUGGAGGAAAACAUCCAGGCCAGAGCUGUCGAGGAUCAGCUCGUACUCGUACAGGUCCCUCGCUCCAAAUGGGAGAAGGAAGAGUCCGGGGAGGAGGUCAAAGCUCCAGACCCUCGGCCCGUGGUUCUGCCUCCACCGUUAGUGACACCAACCGACAGGGAGACAGAGGGACAGGAGAGGCAGAGGUCAGUGGACACAAAGAAAGACAGGGACAGACAGAAAGGAAAGGACGAGGAGCCAGAGAGAAGUUUGGAUAGGAGUCUGGCUCCCUCUAGUGGUAAAGACACGAGUGACGGCACCUGGUGUGCAGACAGAGAGAGGGAGAGAGGGAUGGAGAUGGAGCAGUGGAGGGAGAGAGAGAGGGGGAGGGAUAGACAGAAAGAGACCAAAAGAUCAAAAGAGAGGACAAGGGAGGAAGAAAGAGGGAGAGACAGAGGGAGAGAGAGAGGGCACAGCAGCUCUGCCUCAGUCCAAAAGAAGAACCUCCCUUCCUCCAGUCAUUUCUCCCAGCAUUCAAUGUCACAGGACACAGAGAGGAGGGGGCGUCAGCAAGGAGGCGGCCACGACCACAAGAGGAGCUCCACCUCCUCACAUCCCGGCGGGAAACACUCCGGCAGUGGAAGCAGGGAUAGGAGAGCUGUGGAAAUGCCUGAUAAACACACACACAAAACUCAAAGAGACACUUCACUGGACCCAAAACGUAAAGACAAAAACUACCAUGGUCACCGAGAAUCAUCAGGGAGCAGACACCAGGACAGAGCCGCAGGGACCCAGCUUUCCUCAGAGUUUCCCUCCCUGCCAUUCCCCUCAGAGUCCUCCAGCCCAAAGCCCAGAAUGAGCAGCCCUGGUCUGAAGCUGAAGCAGGACAGAAGUAGAAAUGAGAGCAAGGAAGCGAAGGAAUGGACGGGAAACAAAGUGGAGAGAGUGGCUGAGGCAGAAGGAGGGAGUCUGUGGCGAGACGUGGACCAACAAUUGUCCCAGGAGAUCAAGUGGGAAGAGCUGGAGGAGGGAGAGCGGCCCAGCAGCAGCUCAUCAGCGAGCCAGGACGGCAGCAAGGAUGACAGGAGGAAGAGGAAGAAGAAACGGAAGGAGCAGACAGGGGAGACGAGCCAAGCUGGCCCGGAGCCGCUGGAGGACUGCGAGAUGAAGAAGCACAAGAAGAAGUCGAGGAGGAGCAUGGAUGGGAGGGAGGAGGAGGAGGAGGGUGGAGGAGAGGGGGAGGACGACCACGCCAAACGCUGCUCAGCUCUGUCGUCUUGAUCAUCACGGAGGAUAAUGACAUUUACUUGAAUUAUGUUUUUCCUUUUCUCUGUCCAAAAAGUGCCUGGGUUGUUUUUCGUUUGACUUGUUUUCUUUUUGCCGGGAUACUUUUUGUAUCAUCUUCAGAUAUUAUGUUAGAAAUGCACCAGCUAAAAUGAAAGUAAACAAUUCGUAAAGGAAAAGCACUUUAUAACAAUUAUUUAAAAAAACUGAAUGUGAAUGGAAGCAAAAGUCGAACCGUUGACCGCUUGAGUUAUUUUUAGUUGAAGGAGUUUUCACAGCUUUGCUCAGGUCUGCCCGCACCUACGAUUCAUAUCCACCGAACCUGCAACGUUACAGGAAAAUCUUACUUUUACUUGAAAAAGGGUCAAUCAGUCGUUUGAUUUGCCUCAAACAGGAGCACAGACGUGCACCGGGGAGGAUUAUUGAAAGAGUUUGUGUUUAAUUUAAAGGAGAGGCUGAAUAUUUAUGAUUUGAACCUCUGUGUUGUAUUUUUGUUUUUUUCUUUUUAAUUUUGUAAAUGUUUAAGAAAAAGUAACUGCUGGAUCAAUUAAUAAUUUACCAGAGGAGCGUUUAGUUUUUCCUGUUUUGAAGGAAAUAAAAAAAGAAAUCAUCCAUAAAA
Hippoglossus stenolepis (Pacific halibut) is the source of this 6347-nucleotide messenger RNA. Its product is annotated as E3 ubiquitin-protein ligase RBBP6. Gene Ontology annotation, molecular function: ubiquitin protein ligase activity; zinc ion binding; nucleic acid binding. Bases 392 to 5725 code for a protein of 1777 amino acids. Gene Ontology annotation, cellular component: nucleus. The transcript has 19 exons. The record is from RefSeq and is a predicted model, not a curated record. Lineage: Eukaryota; Metazoa; Chordata; Actinopteri; Pleuronectiformes; Pleuronectidae. Gene Ontology annotation, biological process: ubiquitin-dependent protein catabolic process; mRNA processing; protein ubiquitination.